Molecule: messenger RNA, 903 nt
Organism: Cladophialophora psammophila CBS 110553
Lineage: Eukaryota; Fungi; Ascomycota; Eurotiomycetes; Chaetothyriales; Herpotrichiellaceae
Exons: 2
Coding region: 1-903 (300 amino acids)
Biological process (GO): transmembrane transport
Cellular component (GO): membrane
Molecular function (GO): ABC-type transporter activity; ATP binding
Source: RefSeq, a predicted model, not a curated record
AUGAAAGGGCUCAGCAGCAUCCGAAGCCUUCACUGGGAGCAACAGUUUACAGACCGCAUGAUUAAAAAGCUCGAUGAUUCACAGAUUCCUUACUACUUACUCUACUGCGCACAGAGGUGGCUCCAGCUUGUUCUGGACCUCGUCAUAGCCGCACUGGCUAUGAUCGUAAUGAUACUCGCCGUCAGCCUACGGACAUCCACCAAUCCAGGCUCUCUAAGCCUUUCUCUCAACAACAUCCUAAGCUUUAAUGACAUUCUGUCUCUUUUGCUUCAGUACUGGACGCAGUUGGAGAUCUCACUGGGAUCAAUAGCCCGAAUUCGAGAGUUUACAACCCACACACCGGGAGAGGAGACACCGUCAAUCAGGGCCAAGGUCCCGCUCACAUGGCCAGAUCACGGCGGUAUCGAGCUUCACAACCUCAUUGCUGGUUACAGUGCGUCCAACAGAGAUCUGUACGAUUCAACGUGGAUCCCAAUGACGUUUCUGUGGUCUAUCCUGGAAAAGAAUGGCGGGCUAGACACGAUCGUCACUUCAGAGCUCCUGUCUCCAGGCGAAAAGCAACUAUUCAGUCUGGCUCGGGCAAUUUUACGCAAGGACAGUAGUCAAGAAAAGAAGAAACACAACGGCGGAAAAGGCGUGCUGCUCCUCGACGAGGUUACAGGUCAGCUGGACACCGUCACGGGGAAAGCUGUUUGGCGCGUGAUCAAGGAUGAGUUCUCUGGAUACACAGUUUUGAGCGCCGCAGGACCUCAUCGGCUUGACUCAAUUUUGGACAGUGAUCGCAUCGCUGUCAUGGAAGAUGGAAGGCUGGUUGACUUUGAUACUCCGGGCGCCCUUUUUGCGAGAGAUUCGGCGUUUAAGAAGUUAUAUGAGUCGAGUACGGGAGAAGAGCCGUGGGGUUAG